UGCACGGAGCGGACGUCCUAUACACUCUAUUCCUACCAACUAUUCUUACCGUCGCUCCAUCAGCACAAACCCCCAGGACUUUUUGAUUCUACGGGUAAAAAAGGUUCGUCGGGCUCGCUUUGCCGAACUCCGGCGCCGCUCCUUCGCAGAAUUGAACCCGGUGUAAUUAUCGCCCCGUGCUUGCAGUCAGUUUCAGCAUGGGACACCGACAAGUUGGGCAGCUGGUGCCGAUGUUGUUCGCGGUAUGCCUGCUGCUGAUGUCAUGCAGUGACCCGGUCAGCGCACAAGGUCCUCAAUUCUGGAACGAUCAGGCCCAGCUCACCUUGCAAAAAGCCCUGCGGAGGGAGAGGACUCUCAACACAAACCCCGCCAAGAAUGUGGUGAUGUUCGUGGGUGACGGCAUGGGCAUCUCGACCGUGACGGCAGCCAGGAUCCUCAAGGGUCAAAAGGCUGGCAAGACCGGGGAGGAGACGGUGCUUGCGUGGGAGGACUUCUCCAGUAUUGCUCUGUCCAAGACCUACUGUGUUGACAGACAAGUGUCGGACUCUUCCAGCACCGCCACGGCGUUCUUCUGCGGCGUGAAGGCCAACGACGCGACGGUCGGCCUAGACGACCGAGCACAGUUCGGUGAUUGCGCCACUACUAUCAAUGCGUCCGUUGAUUCAUUCCUGGUCGACGGUCAUCGGGCAGGUAAAGCUACGGGGUUCGUCACCACGUCACGCGUGACUCACGCUACACCAGCCGCCCUCUACGCCCACAGUCCGGAUCGUUACUGGGAGGACGAUGAGGACGUGCCGUCUGAGGAGCGAGCUUUGGGGUGCACGGACAUCGGGGCCCAGCUCGUAGAAAACGGGAAGAUGUUUGAGGUUAUCAUGGGAGGCGGACGGAGAGAGCUGACUCCGCGGGACUUUAUCGACCCUGAGUACCCCGAAAAAGACGGCCACCGGGAGGACGGUCGCAACAUUAUACAGGAAUGGCUUCUGAACAAACCAUUAGACAGCAGCAAGUACGUCUGGAACCUAGAGGACUUCAACAAUGUGGACCCCGACGAAACAGACCAUCUGAUUGCGCUUUUUGAGAGAUCUCACAUGCAAUUUGAACAAGAGCGUAUGGACGACGAAGCUGGGGAGCCCUCUCUUGCCGAGAUGGUAGAAAAGGCAAUUCAAAUACUGCGAAAAGACCCGGAUGGGUUCUUUCUGGCCGUUGAAGGCGCCCGCAUCGACCAUGGCCACCAUGAUGGCAUAGCGUCCAUCGCUCUGCACGAAACUCUAGCCAUGGAGGAAGCCGUUGCCAAAGCGAUGGAACUAACAAACGAGGAGGAUACGUUGAUCAUCGUCACCGCGGACCACAGUCAUACAAUGACCAUUGGAAGUUAUCCAGAGCGCGGCAAUCCUAUUUUAGGGCUUUAUAAUUAUGGUGAGGGUGAAGACGAUCUACCAUUCACUACCCUCGCGUACGCCGAUGGGCCAGGAGGAGAACUAGAAUUGGAGAGCUAUAAUAAAUCAGGACGUAGACGAGAUUUAAGCAACGUUGAUACAGACCAUCCCGAGUUUAUUCAACCAGCAAUUGUACCGAGAAGUGAAGAGAGCCAUGGCGGGGAGGACGUGCCCAUUUAUGCCAAUGGACCGAUGUCGCAUUUAUUUCACGGUGUCCACGAACAGAACUACAUCGCCCACGUCAUCAGGUACGCAGCCUGCUUGGACGGUCGCGAGGAUUGUGAAACGAGUAGUGCGCCCUCUCUCGGGGGUGUCAUUCCAUUGAUGGUUCUUUCGACAACUCUUUCAGUUACUGUUUAUCUCUGGAAUAUUUAAAUAUUGAACAGUCUGAAUGUACUUUGGAAUCUCGGGUUUCAAGUAAUAUUGUUUAAUCGGAGUAUAAUGGGGAAAAUUUGCCCACUAAAACGCGGAUAAAAUGUUCGAAUAUAUAAUUCCAAAUGAACGCCAUCUUUAUAGGCAGCUUAUGGUUUUCACAUUGAGCUGCAUCAAUUUACAAAAAAAGUGGUUCACCGCCAAUCACGCAUGCAAUAGACCUCUUGCAUACCACGUCACACUUUCAAACAGUGCCCCCACAGUACACUCGACACAUAAUGAGGCAGCUCAAUGGUACGGAAAAACGUGCGCGCUACCUACAGCAUCCCGCAUAGUUGCGAGUUCAAAAGGGAAAGAAAAAAA
Molecule: messenger RNA, 2171 nt
Organism: Asterias rubens (European starfish)
Lineage: Eukaryota; Metazoa; Echinodermata; Asteroidea; Forcipulatida; Asteriidae
Product: alkaline phosphatase-like
Exons: 10
Coding region: 198-1811 (537 amino acids)
Biological process (GO): dephosphorylation
Molecular function (GO): alkaline phosphatase activity
Source: RefSeq, a predicted model, not a curated record